UGCAUGCUGCGAUACACGAGAGUGACAGUGAGAGAGGAAGGUAGAGAGACAGAGAAAGAAAGUGUGUCUGUGUAUGUGCGAGACAGGCGGACAGACAGACAGAUAGCAGUCAGAGAGUGAGUUGCGUCGUGUGAGUCGCAGGUCGCGAGAUCGGUCGUUCGUCCGUUCACUCGUACGAUCGGUCGGUCGGUGAAUUCAUUAUUAGCGUUGUGCUCCGUAUAUGCCCGUCUCAUCUGCGGAUGUAAACGGCGCGGCCGCGGCUGCGGCCGCGAUCACCGCGCUCGGGGGCGAGUCGAACGACGGCCGCGACGGAUCAUCAUCGCGACGGUUGCGGCGGCCGAUCGCCUGGCUGAAUAUGAUGCGCGCCUGCGAUGGCGGUGCCAGCGACGUUCUGUUGGAGAAAUUCCGCGGUGCCAACAGCACCGCGUCGGCCCCGACGACGGCAGUGACGACGACGGCGACGGCGGCUGCGGCGGUAGCGGAGGACGGGGACGCGGCACCAACCGAGCUGGCGACGUCGAAGUGCGAGGGGCAGCUAUCUUCCUCCUCACUUAAGGCGAACAGCUGUUCGUCCUGCUGUUGUUGUUGCAAGCCAGCCGCCGCGAGUCGUACGACAGAAAUGGCGCAAGAGGACCAUUCCGGCGGCCCCUCCUGGGACAAUCUGCCUAGUGUUAUCCUGCAGGAGAUAUUCUCGUAUUUGCCGCAUAAGUCGCGAAUAACAGCUUCCCAGGUAUGCAGAAAUUGGAGGUGUACUUUGUUCCACCCAAGCUUCUGGAGAAAAAUCUCUUUUGUGUUCAAAGAUGAGGACAGUGUUUCGUGGGUCAGAUUCAUGGCAGAUUGUUUUGCUCUGAGUGUACACGAGGCCACAAUUCGUUGGGAUAUAUCCAGCAGAAGAUAUAUUGACUGCAUGAGUGAAACUUACAAUCUUCUAAAGAAAUUAAGUUACAACAGACAACUGAGAAAAUUGUUUUUGGAAUUCAGUAGUAACAUUUAUGACUACUCCUUUGACAACGAGGAACCUAGCUAUUAUUUUCCCAUAUCGCUAACGGAAUGUGUAGUAAAAAUGAUCGAGACCUCCAAUCGCCUAGAAGCUCUAAGUCUGGGGUGCUCAGAAGAACUGACAGCGAACGCGAGCAAAAUUCUGGAGCCUCUGCGUCUCCACCACGCCAAACACCUGACGCACCUCAGCCUGGCGUCCAUCAGAGACGAUCCCGAUUAUUAUGAGCUUUACGAGCUCGAUAACUCUAUCUUCAAUUCGUUUAUCAGAUUAUCCACUUUAACUUUGGAUUAUGAAUUUGUCAGUGAUACUUUGUUGAAGGCGCUCGAUAGCGGAUGUAUGCAAAGACUCGUGAUUCAUGUACACGGCUGGAAAGAUUAUCCAGGGACGACGAAUAGGGCCUGGCAAAUGUUUGUUCAAAAGAACCCACAGUGCGAAUUGAGACUUAACCUCAUACAUUCUUAUCUCGGCGUUAAAGUCUUGGACACUGAUAUACUUUGUUCAGCGAUGCCAUUGACACAUCUGAAAGUUCUGUUCUGUGAGAGCGUUAAUAUUAGGGCGUUACUUCGUCUAUCAAUGUGGUACUCGCACACGCUAAGAUCCUUGACUUGGAUAGACUCGAUAAACCGUAAACAACGUAUGCCAGCCACACUCGAUCCAAACGAUCCAAAUAGUCCGGAUCCUAUGGUAUUGGUAGCCUGGAAGUGCACCAAACUCACGAAAAUAGUGUUCUUGGGCCACAAAUAUUAUCAGGAGAACCUGUUAGCUAUCGCGCGUCUCCGCGGGAACACUCUUCAAGUGCUGGCCUUUGCGAAGAGUGAUAUCACAUCCGAAAACGAAUCGUGGCAUAAGACCGGAAGUAUCACACACGAAAUUCAAGAGAUCAUGGGUCUGCAUUGGAUGCCGUUGAGUGACUCAGAUCUGCCAAUGGUGGUGUUGGAUCCUUUCAAGGGCGACAGCAGGGAAGUGAUAAUGCCGCUGGUUCUCAGAGACCAGAAAUAAUCCCGCAACGAAAGCCAAGCAAAAUCUCAGCCCAGUGUAUCCGGCAACCACGAGAACUUCGGGUCCAUGGCAUCUCCAAAAGUAAAGUCUCAUUGGGUUACAUUUUAUUCUUUUGUAAGAUUCUUGUUUUUCAUUUCUUUUUGUUCCUUUUUUUUCUAUUUUAAUGAGACGCCGAAGGCACCUCUCGCGAAAUUUCGCGUUGUCAGCGGUAUUGGCGUCUCCCGAGUGAGAAUUGUAUUGGGGUACAAUGUGUAUACAGAGUGGUAAACGCACACGUAACUUUCCCUUGUUUACGAUAUUUCUCGUCGUUUCGUAUAUGAAUGUGAUAAAACUAUCGUAGUUAACUAAAUCCAUAUAUUUCGAUUCGUCGACGGCUAAUACGAUCCGAUGCAAAUCACGAGGAAUUUGCAACAAACACUGAAACGAUCUCUCUACGUGGGGAGAACGUGUGUGGUAAUUUAUAAAUAUAUACUAUAAUUUUUUUUUUUCUUUAUAUGUAUGCGUGGAAAACACGAAUCGCGCUUUUGACAUUGGCGAGGUAUAACGCGCUAGGAAAUGAUCACGCGAACACAUGUCGAUGCACCAUAAAAAGCAAUAUACGCUGAACGAUCGUCCCUCUCGCCUAAGAUCGAUAUAUUUGCCGGAAGAAGAGCCAGAAUACAUUUUUUAUAACCACAAUAAUAUUCCGGUCGAUGAGAAGCGCGCAGAGCACGUUAAGGAACGAUGCGACUGAGAACUAUAUCGCAGUCCUGAGAGAAAGCUGCGUCUUGAAUGUCUUUAGACAAAUUUACGCAUACGAGGCGCAGUAUGCGGAACUGGCGAGCAUACAAGAGCGAGUGAUCUGUUCGUUAAGUAAACAAACAAAAAGAAAAAGGAACUGCGCGAUAGGAGAAAAAGAGGAGAAGGGAGAGAAAGGGGGAGAGGCUCGAUCUCAUGAUCUUCCAUUGGAAAGAAUAAUAACGCAAUUCCACGCGUGAUGCAAGAGCGACAAGACGCGUUAACAACAUAUUUUUCCAAUUCUCUGCGAGCGAAUAAGUAAAGUGUAAAAGCGUGCGCCAAGAGCAUGACGUGCGAGAAUAAAAUAUCUUCUAACGUGAGUGUGGAGUUCGUCGAAUAAGCGGCGUGAGCAUAAAAAGUGAGGAAUAUCGCGCUCAAAAUGACGGGAAGAAAAAUGUGAAGUCGAGAUAUAUAGCGAUCCGAGGUUAUUUUUAAUACCAAGACCAAUCGGACGCUUUUGUAUAAAUAUUAAAGUGCGCAGUUGAAAAUAUGCGUGAUGCGCGCGCAGUUGAAAAUAUGCGUGAUGUGAGUGAAAGAACGUGAGAAAGAGUCGCGCUUUAGAGCAACACCUGCCUCUGUGUAUAGCAUUUCGACAGGUGCAUCGAAUAACGAGAAUAAUAGUGUCGUGCGAGUAAUCAAUAUAUAUAUAUAUAUAUAUAUAUAUAUAUAUAUAUAAUAUAUAUGUAUAUAUAUAUAUGUAUAUAUAUAAUAUAUGUAUGUAUAUAUAUAUAUAUAUAUAUAUAUAUAUAUAUAUAUAUAUAUAUAUAUAUACACAUAUAUAUAUAAAUAUGUAUCACUGUCUAUACUCAUCGUGCUCUUAGCGACCGCUUAUGACGAACGCAUAAAUAUAGUUGAUAUCUGUAAAAUCGGAGAUAUAUAUUAACCGCUAAUAUCGCGUAUAUAUGUAUAUGUAUAUGUAUGUACAAUUGUAUUAUUUGUCGAACUUUAAAACUUCAACAUCAUCCGGAUGCAGCGCGCAAUCUAUUUCUUUCGUGUAAUCUAUUUAAUGUGAUAAGAGAGAGGACUCUGAGAGGGAGUGAGAGAAUGAGAGAAAGAGUGUGUGUGUGAGAGAAAGAGAGAGAGAGAGCAAUCCGUAAGAACAAAGAUGAAAUACCAAAACGCAGCAUGUACUGUAUAACACGCAGUUUACUACUUCCGAGAGAUUAUUUAUCCAUGUGUUUUCGAGCCCUUGUAUAAUUAUAUUACACUGUCGCGUAUAUCUCGUAACUUGUAGUCGCGUGUAAUAUUGUUUUUCUUUUUUAUAUGUGAUUUUUUCCGUGUAUGUACAUAACGUCUCUCGCUCGUUUUUCGAAACACGAUGAAUAUAUGCGCGAAUAAUGCGUGCAAUCGCAUAUAUAUAUAUACAUAUACGGAUAAAACAAGAAAGAAUCAGUGGAAGAACGAUUGUGAGUUAGGUGACAAAACGAAAGCAAAUAAUGCGCGGAGGAAAUCUCUCUGUUUUGACGGGCGACUAUACUGUUAUACAAGAUGAACGGGCCUUUCAAUAUGUACCUGAGUCGCGGUAAGGGUAAAUUCAUCGACAAAUCUGAUACGCGACAUAUACCAUAGAGACAGAGAUAAAUGUUGAACAUCUUACAACGAUCGCGUCCCAGCAAACGUGCGCAGAGCAAGAUUAAAGAUGAAAAAUUAAUCGGAUAGACGGUAAUGACGUACAUAUGCGUUGCAUAUAUGCAUGUAUGUAUAUAUACUUACACAUAUAUGUAUCUUAUAUAUUUAUAUAAUAUGCGUAUAUAAAUAUAUUUAUAUGAUAUGUAUAUUUGUACACAUAUAUAUAUAUAAAUUUGUACACGCAUACAUACACACAUGUACUUGGCGGAUAUUCGCGAGUUGCGCGGAAACGAAUUCGAUAAUAUCAUCUCCGCGAAUCGAGAGGAGAGCAAUGUGCGUGCACGUUUGCCAGCAGGACGACACUGAUAACACUCGUGCAAGUGCCCUUUCAUUUCGUAUUCCGUACGAGUAUAAUCUUUUGCGCGAAGAAAAAUGGGGAAAAGUCUAACGCGAAGCACGAGAAGGAGGCCGAUUACGAGAGGUCUCUUGAAAAAUCGCGACUAUUUACCGUGUAAAACCCGUGGUAACGUAAAGAGUCGGGGUGACGCUUGUUCGCUGGCUCACCGUCGUGUUUACAUGGCAAAGACUUUCUCAAAAACGAAGAGUAACUUUACGUUUUUCCUCGUUUUUCUUUUCAAUCAAAUGGAAAUUCCGCGUAAGGUGAAGAAGAAGAAGAAGAUGAUAAUGAUGAUGAUGAUAAAAAAAUCUAUAUUCGGGGACGCGAUGCCCGGCGUAUGAAUGUGAUAAGCGAGUGAUUGAGAAUGAGAGAAAGAGAGAAAAAAUAGCAAAACAAAAAGUUUAUAAGCGCGGAACGAGAAAGCACGACUUAAUUGCGAUAAUUGCGAGAGAAAAGAGCGAGUUAGUGAGUGUGAAGGAAGAACGGAAAAAUAACAAUUGUGUGUUGAAAGAGAGAGAGAAAACGCAAGUGGUAAGAUAAUAUGCGUUUGGAUGUACGAUGUAACGGAAUACCGCGUGAAUCGUAGAAGACAAAUCGAGUGAUAUGAUAGUACCAUCUCUCCGCGUCGAAUCCUCUGUAAUAAGUAAACUAUCGUUAGUAGAAAAAGAAACAAGGCAGUCGUGCAGCCGUUCACAACGCGGGCACAACGCUACCACAAAGUAAGAAAAAAAAAAACCCACGCGUCGAUAACGGGUGACAAACGACAAAACCACAAGUAUAAGACUGAACCUGCCGAGAGAGGUAACAUGUACAACAAGUUGAGCGGGCUGCACGUUGCCGCGCGUCGUUGGUCGACCUCGCAUUCAUAAAAGAAGGACGAACCGGACGGAACGGAAGGUGCAUGUAGAGAUUCAUCUCGAAAGAGAGAGACCGCGUGAGACGUCCCGAGGAAAACUCGGUGGUGUGUGCGACCUUUCCUCUUCGGUAUUUCACAGUAUCGUUUUACCGGCGUUUAAACGGCACUUUUUUUUCCUCUUCAAGGAAGUCGCUAUCUCUCUCCGUCCGUUCGUUGCUUCCACGGUGGAUCGCACUUCGCGACCGGUGCGAUCUCAGCGAACGCGAAUGUAUAUGUUUAUGAAUGUGUGCGUCGCGAAACAAAAAAAAUAAAACAAGAAGAAAACAUAAAAGGGAUGGUGCCCCAAGCUAGCGUUUAGAUCGGAGAUAUAAGCCCUGAAGGAGCUCACUCGACGACGGUUCUCGUAGCCGAUAUCAUGAAACUUAAACCCUUAAGCAGCCUGCCAAGAAUCAAAA
Odontomachus brunneus is the source of this 6053-nucleotide messenger RNA. Its product is annotated as F-box only protein 33. The record is from RefSeq and is a predicted model, not a curated record. The transcript is spliced from 7 exons. Gene Ontology annotation, cellular component: SCF ubiquitin ligase complex. Gene Ontology annotation, molecular function: protein binding. Gene Ontology annotation, biological process: positive regulation of protein ubiquitination; SCF-dependent proteasomal ubiquitin-dependent protein catabolic process. The coding region runs from base 221 to 1999 and encodes 592 amino acids. Lineage: Eukaryota; Metazoa; Arthropoda; Insecta; Hymenoptera; Formicidae.